UCUCUCCGGUGGGCGGGCUCAGUUCCUCCCCGCCCGCCCCACAGCCGCCGGAGGGUGCCGCGGCGGCAGCUGAAGCCCGAUCGAUGCCGGGAGCUCGGAGGCGGCGGCGGCGCUGCUGAGUGAGGGGGGGCGGCCCCGCCCGGAGAUGGGGAUUCUCAACAUCACGGACCAGCCUCCUCUGGUCCAAGCCAUCUUUAACCGUGAUAUAGAGGAGGUGCGGUCUUUGCUGAGUCAGAAGGAGAAUAUCAAUGUAUUGGACCAAGAGAGACGAACCCCUUUGCAUGCAGCUGCAUACCUGGGAGAUGCUCCAAUUGUUGAACUCCUAAUAAUAUCAGGUGCUAACGUUAAUGCAAAGGAUACCCUUUGGCUGACCCCGUUACACCGUGCUGCAGGUUCUCGCAAUGAGAAGGCACUUAACCUCCUCCUAAAGCACUCGGCAGACGUCAACGCUCGUGACAAGUAUUGGCAAACACCGCUGCACAUUGCUGCUGCCAACAGAGCCACCAAGUGUGCGGAGGCCAUCAUCCCCCUACUCAGUAGUGUCAAUGUGGCAGACCGCACUGGGCGCACGGCACUGCACCAUGCUGUACACAGUGGGCACCUUGAGAUGGUAAACCUGCUCUUAAAUAAAGGGGCCAAUCUGAGCACAUGCGACAAGAAGGAGAGACAGCCAAUACAUUGGGCAGCAUUUCUUGGGCAUUUGGAAGUCUUGAAGCUGCUUGUGGCCCGAGGUGCUGAUGUCACGUGCAAAGACAAAAAGGGUUACACACUGUUGCACACGGCAGCAGCCAGCGGCCAGAUCGAAGUUGUUAAACACCUGCUGAGGCUUGGAGUUGAGAUUGAUGAACCAAAUUCCUUUGGCAACACUGCACUUCACAUUGCCUGUUACAUGGGCCAGGACGCCGUGGCCAACGAACUGGUCAACUAUGGCGCCAAUGUCAAUCAGCCCAAUGAGAAGGGCUUCACCCCCCUGCACUUUGCUGCCGUCUCCACCAACGGAGCCCUGUGCCUGGAACUUCUCGUCAACAACGGAGCAGACGUGAACUUUCAGAGCAAAGAAGGGAAGAGUCCUUUGCACAUGGCUGCCAUUCAUGGACGGUUUACACGCUCUCAAAUUCUAAUUCAAAAUGGCAGUGAGAUUGACUGUGCUGACAAAUAUGGCAAUACCCCCCUCCAUGUUGCUGCUAGAUACGGCCACGAGCUGCUAAUUAGUACUUUGAUGACGAAUGGUGCUGAUACUGCAAGGCGUGGGAUCCACGACAUGUUCCCCUUGCACUUAGCUGUUCUAUUUGGAUUCUCAGACUGUUGUCGUAAGCUACUUUCCUCAGGUCAGUUGUACAGCAUCGUCUCCUCACUUAGCAAUGAGCAUGUGCUGUCUGCAGGCUUUGAUAUCAAUACGCCAGAUAACCUCGGGAGGACCUGCCUCCAUGCUGCUGCUUCUGGAGGGAACGUUGAAUGUCUUAACUUGCUGUUGAGCAGCGGAGCUGACUUGAGGAGGAGAGAUAAAUUUGGAAGGACUCCUUUGCACUAUGCAGCCGCUAAUGGCAGCUAUCAGUGUACGGUGACACUAGUCACUGCCGGAGCCAGUAUUAACGAAGCUGACUGUAAAGGCUGCACCCCCUUACAUUAUGCUGCUGCUUCGGACACUUACAGGAGAGCUGAGACUCAAUCAGGAAACAGCCAUGACACUGACGAGGAGCCACUGAAGGAGUCACGACUGAAGGAGGCGAUGUUUUGUUUAGAGUUCUUAUUGGAUAAUGGUGCUGACCCAUCUCUCCGGGACAAGCAAGGAUACACUGCUGUCCAUUACGCAGCUGCCUAUGGCAACAGACAAAACCUUGAGUUGCUCCUGGAGAUGUCUUUUAACUGCCUGGACGAUGUGGAAAGCACCAUUCCAGUCAGCCCUUUGCACUUAGCUGCCUAUAACGGUCACUGUGAAGCCCUGAAGACACUUGCCGAAACCCUGGUGAACCUGGAUGUACGGGACCACAAAGGGCGGACGGCUUUGUAUCUUGCCACGGAGAGGGGCUCCACGGAGUGUGUGGAGGUACUCACCAGCCAUGGUGCUUCUGCUCUUGUGAAGGAGAAAAAGAAGAAGUGGACACCCCUACAUGCUGCAGCUGCUUAUGGGAACACGGAUUCCUUGCAUCUUCUCAUUGACAGUGGGGAGAGAGUCGACAUCACAGAUGUCAUGGACGUCCAUGGACAAACCCCUUUGAUGUUGGCGAUCAUGAACGGCCAUGUAGAUUGUGUCCACCUCUUACUUGAGAAGGGAUCCACGGUGGAUGCAGCAGACAGGAGAGGCAGGACUGCACUGCAUCGGGGGGCUGUGACUGGCUGUGAAGACUGCCUUGCAGCACUGCUGGACCAUGAUGCCUUUGUAUUGUGUCGGGAUUUCAAGGGCCGGACCCCGAUCCAUUUUGCCUCGGUGUGUGGACAUUCUGAAAUCCUGAGGACCUUGCUGCAGGCAGCGCUCUCUACUGACCCUCUGGACUCUGUGGUGGACUAUAGUGGCUACUCACCAAUGCACUGGGCUUCUUACAGUGGGCAUGAAGAUUGUCUUGAAUUGUUACUUGAACACAAUCCAUUUGCAUACCUAGAAGGAAACCCCUUUACUCCAUUGCACUGUGCAGUAAUUAACAACCAGGAUGGCACUGCUGAAAUGCUUGUGGAAGCAUUGGGUGCCAAGAUUGUUAAUAGCAGAGAUGCCAAAGGAAGGACCCCCCUUCACGCUGCUGCCUUUGCAGACAACAUCCAUGGUUUACAGCUGCUUCUGCACCACCAGGCUGAGGUAGACAUGACUGACCAACUGGGAAGGACCCCUCUCAUGAUGGCUGCUGAGAAUGGCCAGACGGCAGCAGUUGAGUUUCUGCUGUACAGAGCAAAAGCAGAUCUAACUGUGCUGGAUGUCAACAAGAACACAGCUCUUCACCUGGCCUGCAGUAAGGGCAGGCAGAGAACCAGGAUCGUCCUUAGGAUGGAGGAUGCCUUAGGGGAAGGCCCUUCAGCCCAACCCUUACAGGGUGAAGUUUUGUUGCCAAACCCUGGCACGCAGCAGAUGCUGGAGGGGGGUCAUGAAAAGUGUGCCUUGUUGAUUCUGGGGGAAACCCAAGACCUUGGCCUUAUCAAUGCAACUAACAGUGCUCUGCAGAUGCCGCUCCAUAUUGCAGCUCGAAACGGACUGGCCUCUGUUGUUCAGGCUCUGCUGAGCAGAGGUGCCACUGUGCUUGCUGUGGACGAAGAAGGCCAUACCCCAGCCUUGGCUUGCGCCCCCAACAAGGACGUUGCCGACUGCCUGGCACUUAUCCUUUCCACCAUGAAGCCUUUUCCACCUAAAGACGCCAUCAGCCCUUUCAGCUUCAACCUCCUCAAGAACUGCAGCAUUGCUGCCAAGACGGCAGCCUGCAGUGCCCUGCCCAAUGGGAACAGCUGCCCUUACACCAAGGAUAGGCACAAUGCCAUCGGCUUAGAUGGCUGUUAUUCGGAGUAGCUUAAAAUCCAUGAUGGGUGAUCUAAUAUCUUCUAUUUAUUUAGAAAUUCUAUAAAUAUAGGACACUUUAAAGGAGAACAAGACUGGGGUGAGUCUCCCCAAAUGGACUGGGAACCAAAAUAAAAUAAGAGGAUCACAGCUUCUGCUUCCUUCCUAGACUUCUGCUUGACCACAAGCAUCUCUUGCCACCAAAAGUAACAAACAGUGAUGUGGUUCUCAAACUAAUUCAGUAUUGUUGGUUGGAUUUUUUUUUUAAAUGAACAAUUUUAUUUUUCGUAAUUCUUAAACCUGUUUGAGACCUGCCCACCUCUGUCCCUGAACAAAGUGUGUUGCUCAUCACGUCUAACCCGUGACCUUGUUAGAUGUUUCAAAUUGCUGGCCAUUUAUUUGAAUGAAAAGCAAACCAAAUUCAUCUCACAUGGAGUUUGUGUAGUCAUGGGAGCACAAUUCUCAGUUGGAAGGCUGGAAUCAAACUGACCAUCCCAGGCUUCCCAUCUGCUUCGUCCACCCCUGUUGUUAUAACCUUCUCCUUGCCCCCUGACGAAUAAUACUUGCUUUGUGGGCCAUGCUAUCUAGGCAGAGAGCAGAAGCCUGAAAUUCUUCUAGGUUUUGUUUGGCAUUAGGAUUUGACAAAUGAGGGACCGCCAAGGAGGGCAGCAGCUCCUGGCAAAGUGCCACUAUAACUGCUCUUUCCUUUAUGAUGAUUUUGUUUGUUUGUUUGUUGGUUGUGCUCGCCCUUUUUGAUUCCAGUGAAAACACUUGAAUUGAGAACUACUGUACCUGGGGCACUAUGAUACCUUAGGCAGCUCGUACUCCCUCGUAUGCAAAAUGGGUGCUGUUGCCCAGCUGACGCGGUCCUCUCUGAUAACUUGCGUAUGCGCUGCCAGAAUUAUCCCUACCAUAUCAGGCACUUUAGGGAUUUUCUCUUUUUGGAGGCUAUUUUUUGUUGGGGUGGGAGGGGGUACAAAACAUUGGAUCCCCAAAGAGAAUUUCCGUCUUGGGUUCCCCCCUCUUUUCUGUGUUGUGCAGUGUUUCCACGUUAGACAAGUCAGUGUUGCUUUUUUAAGGAGAAAAAAAAAAAGAAAUUAUUUAUAAAGAAAUAAGCAUUUACCUUUUUAAAAAAUAGCAAAAAAGAGCUUUCUGCAAGUUUCACCUCUUUAAGGAAAACAAUGCACUUCAGAACCUUACUUCAAUCCUACACUUGUAUUUAUAACCCCUCCCCCCCGAAUGCCAUCCAGCAGGUUUCAUUAGGGCAUGUGUGUGGAUGUGUGUGUAGGUAUGUCUGUGAGGUUUGUGUUUUAGUGUUUUUGUUUUUUUAAUUUUAAAAAUCAUAUUUAUAAAAAUGCAGGCUUUUCGCAUUUGAGUGUAUGCACUGUUUUUUCUUUUUGUACUGUAAAUUGUAUCAUGUGUAGAAACUAAUUUAAAAACAAAAAACAAAAAUCACCAUAUCACAAGUAUGUUCAAAGCCAAAGAUUGGGAUGUAGCAAUUGAAUGAGGGCUGCCAGGGCGAGCGUUUUUGAUCUAACAGUCUUUCCCAUCUUCUCCCCAGUCCUGCAGAACUGCACUGGUUCUUGGACUGCAGUUGGCAGAGUAUAUAUGAGACUUGAUGAGUGAACUAUUCCAUGACAUUGCAUCUUUGGAUCAGUGAGCUGUUAGGACUAUAGCUGCACCCUGUGAAACAAUUAGUUUUUAUAUUCCCCAACCCCUUAUGGAAUCAGCUAGACUGUUGAGGAGAAAAUAUGAGCCAGCUAUAUACACUUUAACCAUUCUGCUUUGUGGUGCAUUUUACACUUUAAAAAAAAAAACAGUUUAUUUAACCAAAAACUGAAAUUGAGAGCCAGUCCUUUUUUGUUUCACACUGACCUUUUGUUGUAAAGUGGACUCUGGUGCCAUUUCUAUAGCCUCACCUACCUGGGAGCUGUCCUGUUUUCCAGAGUGGGGCAUCUGAAAGAAGCCAGCUUUAUCUGGUUGGAGAGGACCUUUAAUGAAAGUUGCUUAAUCCAGAUGCAAAGGAGGCGAAAAUGAAAUCUGAAAAUGAGGAAACCCCUCCCUUCCUUUUGUCACUGUUAAUUUACCAAAGCCAAACUCCUAGAGCCAAAUAUUGAACCUACAAUCUUAUCCUUUGGUGAACAGUGCAUUUUAAAAGAGAUAAUUGACUUUUCUUUUUCUUUUGUUGAAUCCCCACCAAAGGGACUUUGUCUUCCCCACAAAUUACUGCAUAUCAUCCUGAGUCAGCUCUUUAAGUACUAGUGAACAUUUUGUUGGUUUGCUGCACAUGGAUAGGUUGCAAAAAUUGGGGGCCUUAAGGUAGCGAGUUCUAGUCUUCUAAUGAACCCAGCCAUUUCCUUCAGUGAAGCCUUCCACAAAGACUAGGGCCCUACUAGCUUAGCCACUUCUUUCUUUGAUGCCCAAGGAAUUUUGAGAGAACUUUUUACUUUGCAGCUGCUAGAUCUGAGCGUUUUAAGAGUUAAUGCACUUGCCAAAUAGCACAGUAGCAGCCUGUUGCAAAUUGGCCAUUAUUCUUUAGCUGCACUAUGGUCGGGUUAGUUUUCUCCACCCUCAAGUUCUCUACCUUGAAAGAAAGUGUUAACCUUUCUACACCAAAUACCUCAUGUUGGAAUAGAAAUGAACAAAACUUGAAUGAAAGCUCCUCUUCUCUCCCCUCUGCCCCCACACAUUUUAUAAAUACAGAAAGGUCCUUUUCAGUACUCCGUAGAGGGAGGGCUGGAAAUAAUUUUUUACACUUUGUUUACAUUUGAUUUUUUUUUUUUUUUUGGGUACUAGCAACUUUGCCUAAUUUUAUUUUAGCCUUCUAAGAGCAUUCCUCUUGCCCUGCUUACACAAGAGGAGGAGUGGGGUGGGAAGAUUGUAGGAAAGUUAAGCCUGAAGCCACACUUUAUCUUUUUCAAGGGCUAAAAUUAAUCCUCCUUUAAGUACCAGAAGCUUUUCUGGAGGGCCUCUGGAACGGAGUUAUUUUUAGGAAAGUGUGUAUAUGUAUGGAUUGAGUGGGAGUACCCUAUGUUUAUCAUUGUGCUACGAUUUGAAAAGGGUGAUUAACUUUCAAGUCCUCGAUACUAUCUCUUGAAAGCUAUAAUUGGCUCUAUACUCUUAACCUCUACCAGGCAAGAGACACCAUUCUUGUAACCCAAGGAAAUAUGUAUGUGUAUUUGAGGAAGCGUAGUAAAGGUAUAGCUUACCCUGGAAUGGAAAAGUUAUACUGUGUUGAAUUGGGACUGCUCCUCUGCCAGUUUAAAGCAAUUUUCUGUGCUGAAGAGAUUCUCAGUGGUUGGUCAUAAAGUUAGAAGUGUUACCGAGAUGUAGAGCCAGGGAAAUCAAACUCCUUUAGUAGCACAAUCCUUUGAACAUCAGGUACUCCCGUCUCGGUUUCUAUCUGGCUACAUUUUAAAAACUUCAGUGUAGGAUGAGAGGAAUAGAAGGUGAAAUGAUGGUAGGGUUUUGCAAGAACAUUUCAAAUGAGGGGAUCUCCUAGCCCUAGUGAUAAAUGCAUUGUGCUUGCUUUUUGUUUUGUUAGGAUUGUAGCAGGUUGUUACGCAUGUUUUCAUUCUAUUAACUGGGGGAAAAUAACCUGACACUUGAUCUUUUGUUGUUGUUGUUUAAAACUCGCUUGCUGAUAACAUGUUCCUUUCCUCAUGCAACAACUUUAAAAAUUCAGUAUAUGACAAUCAAUGUGAUCUCUUUAAGGGCUUCAGCGUUCUUAGUUCUGUAGCAUCAUGCAUUAUUUUUCUAUGUUCAGUUUUGCCCGUUUUUCUUUUUAAAAUGAUGAAGAAAGUGGAGUGGAAAAAAUUCCAGCAGCGCAUACGUGAAUUAAGAAUUUUUGAAAAGGAAAAAAAUGGUCGUUUUUUCUUUGGUGUUAGGAAUUGGGGCGGCAGGCAGGGGGAGGAUAAAUAUGGCCAGUUCUGCUGUAAUCUCCAAUCUUGUUCUCCUUUAAUGCUGUAACAUGUACAUUUUGACAGCACAGCUUGACAAUUUAAGUAAUAAUCAAAGUGUCUGGUGGUAAUAACUUGCAUUAUUGUGCUAAGAUGAGAGUUGGUUUCCCUAGUGCAUUGUAAAAGAGGGCUGGAGGCAAACUUCCUUUUUUCCUUCCUGCUCCCCGCCCCCCGCCCCUUCUUGCCCAGUAUUGUGCAAGCACAUUGGCUUAAAGAUGUGCAGUAUUUUAUGCAGGCUUGGGGGAAGUGGGGUGCUGGUUCCCUUUGCAGAAGUUAUACCAGGUCCUUGCAUACCCUUUGUUCCAGUUGCUGCCCUCCUUAGGAAUGGCAUAGACCAAGGAUGCAUCUUUCUUUGGACCUUAAAAGACACCUCUCCUGGCCUUUCUGUUUUUCACUUGUUUUUUAAAAAAAGAAGAAGCAAUCAUUGGAUUCCCUCCAACAUAAGGAAGUUUCUCUCCAACCACCUUUCUCUGAAGCACUUGCUUUACAAGUAAAUAAGCACUUUUGUUUAAAAGCAUGAGGGUCUAGUUCCCCCUUUUAUAGCAACCCCUAGGAGAAAGGCCAGCAAGGGAAAAUGGGAUCAGGAGGAGUCAUUCGGGAAUUUUUUGUCUUUCAUUUUUUUGUUUUCUUUUAGCUUGGGGGAAUGGGUGGGUGGAGGGGAGAGUGGAGAAUUCUUUUAAUUAACUUUCAUGUCUCUAGAGAAUUAAUGAACAAAGGGAAGUUGUGUUUAAAAUAAACAGCACAAAUACAUUUCAGCUUGACAAGUGUAUUUGCACUGCCAUUGUUAGAUAAAUGGGCCACCUGUUUGGAGCCCAGCUGAGCCAUAUAACUAUUGACAAACACUGAAUGUAAAUGUCCUUGUUGAGGGCAAGUACUGGGAAGCUAUAAAUUGAUCUUAUAUUCCUAAAUGGGCACUUCAGUGAAUUUGAAAUAACAAAUCCUGAUAAAAUGAUGCUGUUCAUUUUUCUUACUCUA
This is a messenger RNA of Hemicordylus capensis (graceful crag lizard), 8412 nucleotides long. RefSeq names its product ankyrin repeat domain 52 (gene ANKRD52). The record is from RefSeq and is a predicted model, not a curated record. Bases 146 to 3490 code for a protein of 1114 amino acids. The transcript has 29 exons. Lineage: Eukaryota; Metazoa; Chordata; Lepidosauria; Squamata; Cordylidae. Gene Ontology annotation, molecular function: protein binding.